AUGCCUUCAGAGUGCCCACCUCCCAGCUACAGCCCACGAACGUCGAACCUUUCUUUCGUUCUCAAGAAUCCACACGAUGUCGAAUUCGUCGAGCGACCGAUUCCCCAACUCUCGUCACCGAAGGACGUGAUAGUUGCUGUCAACUACACUGGAAUAUGCGGCUCCGAUGUGCAUUACUGGGAUCAUGGGAGUAUCGGCCACUUCGUGGUACAAGAGCCUAUGGUCCUAGGCCACGAGUCAUCUGGAACUGUGGUCGAAGUCGGUAGCGCAGUGACAGGUCUUCAGCCCGGCGACAAGGUUGCUAUCGAGCCUGGCUAUCCGUGUCGAUGGUGCGCCGAAUGUCUAGCAGGUCGUUAUAACCUCUGCCCUGAAAUGGUGUUUGCGGCCACACCUCCACACCACGGCACGCUCACCGGCUUCUGGGCCGCUCCAUUCGACUUCUGUUACAGACUGCCCCAGAACGUUACCCUCGAGGAGGGCGCGCUUAUUGAGCCUCUGGCAGUAGUGGUUCAUAUCGUAAAGCAAGCUCUGCCAACGACGUUUCCUGGGGCAAGUAUUGUCGUGAUGGGAGCAGGCCCGGUGGGUAUCCUGUGCGGCGCAGUUGCCAAAGCCUUUGGUGCGACCAAAGUUAUUGCCGUCGAUGUGAUACAGGAAAAGCUAGAAUUCGCGAGGGACUUUGGUUUCACACACGUGUACUUGUCCCAACGGAUCUCGGCAGAGGAUAAUGCCAAAGCCCUUCUUGACCAAUGCGGCCUUGAGGGAGGCGCGGACAUUGUCAUUGAUUCAAGCGGAGCGGAAAGCUCAAUUCAGACUAGCCUUCACGCCGUGAAAGCUGGAGGCACUUACGUUCAGGGAGGCAUGGGCAAAUCUGAUAUCAACUUUCCCAUCAUGUCCCUAUGCCAAAAGGAGGUAGCUGCGAAGGGUAGUUUUCGGUACGGGCCUGGUGACUACAAACUUGCUGUUGAGCUGGUGGGCAAUGGCGCAGUACACGUCAAGAAGCUCAUUACUAGUGUGGUGGAUUUCAGGGAUGCCGAAAAGGCAUUUCGCAGAGUAAAAGAAGGCAGCAUAGGGAAGACUCUUAUUGCAGGUCCCAAUAAAGUUUCCUUGGCAGUACAGAACAAGGAGCCCACGAGUGUUCUGAAGUAG
Molecule: messenger RNA, 1146 nt
Organism: Colletotrichum chrysophilum
Lineage: Eukaryota; Fungi; Ascomycota; Sordariomycetes; Glomerellales; Glomerellaceae
Exons: 1
Coding region: 1-1146 (381 amino acids)
Biological process (GO): D-sorbitol catabolic process
Molecular function (GO): zinc ion binding; L-iditol 2-dehydrogenase (NAD+) activity
Source: RefSeq, a predicted model, not a curated record